Alosa alosa (allis shad) is the source of this 1491-nucleotide messenger RNA. It is a transcript of the gene fgf23, whose product is annotated as fibroblast growth factor 23. The record is from RefSeq and is a predicted model, not a curated record. Bases 93 to 857 code for a protein of 254 amino acids. The transcript is spliced from 3 exons. Gene Ontology annotation, cellular component: cytoplasm. Gene Ontology annotation, biological process: fibroblast growth factor receptor signaling pathway; positive regulation of protein phosphorylation; positive regulation of cell population proliferation. Gene Ontology annotation, molecular function: type 1 fibroblast growth factor receptor binding; growth factor activity. Lineage: Eukaryota; Metazoa; Chordata; Actinopteri; Clupeiformes; Clupeidae.
AGGGACAUCAGAGCUCCAGACGCACCAGUCUUCAGCAUCUCUUGUAGAAGACAUCAUCUUCUGCUAGAACGUCCCUCGCAGCACUUGCCGAGAUGAUGCGCAGAGCUUCCUCCGUCCUGAACAUGCACUCGUCCUUCUUCGCACUCUGCCUGGCGGCGCUUCAUGGGCUGCCACCUGUGGACGGCGCACCGAACCAUUCACCUUUGCUGGGCUCCAACUGGGGAAACCCGAGGAGAUACAUUCACCUCCAGACCACUUCGGACAUGAACAACUUCUAUCUGGAGAUCAGUUUAAAUGGACAAGUGCGAAAAACGACAAGCAGAGGUUCCUACAGUGUGAUUUUAUUAAAGGCUCAAACAAGACAAAGUGUAGCCAUCCUAGGGGUGAAAAGUAACCGCUUCUUGUGCAUGGAUACAGAGGGGAAUCUCUUCAGCUCGCCCAUCUGCAAGGAGGAAGAUUGCAUUUUCAACCACACGCUUCUGGAAAACCGCUACGACGUGUACUACUCAGCCAGAAACGGUAUGCUGGUCAACCUAGACCGGGCCAAGCAGGUUUAUGUCGCUGGGCAAAACCUGCCUCCGUCGGCGAUCUUCUUGCCAGAAACAAAUACCAUACCACUUGAGCGUCUUUUACACAGAGGGAAGAGGAACCGACCACCCAAUCCAGGGGACCCAUAUAACACAGUAGUGGGCUCUGAAGACUCUCAACAGGAACACGACGAUGGAGAAGCGAACUACGCCUCCAUUGAGAAUCCGACCUCCCUAAAUGAUGAGGACCCAUUUAAUGUUCACAUCUCACAUGGGAAUGUCAGCCCCCGUGUUAAUGGGGGUGUUAUGGGCAUACCUGCCAACAUUUAGCUUUCAAAAUACGGGGGAAAGCCGGGGAAAACGGGAGUGUUGGCAGGUAUGGUUAUGGGAUGAAAUGAUAGUUUGCAGGCUCCAUUAAGGAUGCGGCCAGACAUGCCCGAGAAAGCCAAACUGAAACUUUCCGACCAAGAGAUGAAGGAUAACCCCGGCGAUUGUCAUGUAAAAUCACUCCAUUCACUCAUACCUUCGCACUUUUCCAGCGCAUCGCGCGCAUCUUCCAUGGACUCACAAACUUUUACGCUAACCAUUCCAGUCAUAGCCAAGCUUCACCUGUCACAUAACAGUUCACAACAUUCCUUUACAAAUAUGGCCAAUAAUAUUUAUUGUAUUUCAUUGUUACGUAAUGUUAUUGUAAUGACAUAUAAUUCUGUGUAAGCUAAGUUGUUAAUUAGUCUGUCCUGACCUUGUUAUUUACGUCAAGAUUUUCUAUGCAAAAUACAGGCACUUUAAACGGCCAUUCAACACAACAUUUGCUCUUGGUGCUGGACACCUCCUGCGACCAACCAAAGGAAACCAAGGAAGUAUUUAUUUAUUUAAACGCGCUCAUUCAUUUUAUUUAUCGUAUUUAUAUGGAUGCUGUCCAAAACAAAUCUAACGGAUGCCUCGAUGUGAUAUGAAUGAAUCG